UGUUUUUGGAUGAAUGAUCUUUAAAAGAAAACGGGGCAUGAUGUCUAACUUAGUGGGACUGUCAUAUUAAAAGGCAAAUAGAAAUUGAUUUAACACACACGCAUGCGAUAUUGCCUAAGUUAGCUUGUCAGUGGACUACAGUUCUGUGGGGCAUAGCCUAUACAAGUCAUAACCGAUACAAGUCCUGGGUACAAUGACAACAAACACGUUAUUUCACACCUAUACACGAUGUAAGAGUGCAAUAAUAAUAACAAUACACAGGUAGCAAUUAAACAAAUCUGUAUGUUACUUAGCAUAUAAAAGUGUACUCGCCUUAAUCGCGGCGGCCGCUUCGAUCUUUUCUCUCACGUUGAUUUUUGCGCGCGAGUUUUUCCUCAGACAUGAGCUGAUAACGUCACACAACCGCCAAAAUGUGAAUUUUAGACUGCUUAUGCUGCGCCGAGAAUAACUCCAGUGAUAUAUAAACCUAUUACUGUAUUUGUACCAAGUUACUACAACCAAACUCAUGUAUUUUAAUAAACAGAACGUCUAAAACAAAAUAACGUAUUGAAAGUUAUGCUGCGGAGACUUGCCAUUGGCUGUUGUAUUUGAAUAAAUAAUGAGAGGGACCAGUCAAGUGAAACCAGGGUCUACAAGGUCGAUACAGAUGUGAUGCUCUGGCAAAAUAACUCUAAAGAAGAACCUCCUGAUACAUCCACAAUUACUUCUAAGUCACUGAGGUCCAACCUGUGUCCAAAAUGCGGCAAGAGAUUCGAAAAAAAAUCUGACCUGAGAGCUCACGAAAAAGUGCACGCCUUAAGAAAGCUGCACCAGUGCUCCACCUGUGGAAAGACUUACACUGGUAAACAUGAGCUUACAUUACACAUGCGUCUGCACACAGGUGAGAAGCUGUUUAACUGCUCUUACUGCAACAAAAAGUUCACCAGACUGAGGGGUUUAAAGUCCCACUUAAGGAACCACACAGGGGAAAAGCCGUUCUCUUGUUCUGAAUGUGGGAAAAGUUUUUCUCAAAAAAGUACCCUAAAAACUCACCUGCGGCUACAUGCUGGUAAUCUUCCUCAUCAGUGUGAUCAUUGCGGGAAGCUUUUCAACACUGCAGCUGCUAUGAGGAUCCACAAGGUGGCUCACACCGGCGAGAGGCCUUUUCCAUGUCCACAAUGUGACAAAACGUUUACAACAAAGAUUGAGCUGGAGACUCAUCUGAAUAGCCAUUCGGGGAUCAAACCUUUUAGCUGUUCAGUGUGUAGAAAGAGUUUCCUGAGGAAGCAUGAACUUAACACUCAUCUGCUCAUUCACAAGGACGACCGCCCCUUUCACUGCACGCAGUGCGAGAAAAGCUUUAAAAGGAUGACCCAUCUAACAACACACACAAAGACCCACAGCUCUGACACCCCUUACAAGUGCACCUACUGCAGCAAAUCCUUCAAACUUCCCUUUUACCUAAAACUGCAUGAGAGUAUUCACACUGGAGAGAAGCCUUACAGCUGUGAGAAGUGUGGAAAAAGCUUUCGUUUAUCAGGUGAUUGCACCAAACACCAGGCUGUACAUUCAGAGGAAAAACGGUACAAGUGCUCAAUCUGUGAUAUGAGGUUUCGCUUCAACAGUUCGCUGAGGAUCCACAAAGUCAUUCAUUCUGAGGACAAACCUUACCAAUGUGAGAAGUGCGGAAAAAGCUUUAACAGACUCGAUACCCUGACCAAACACAAGGCGAUCCACACUGAUGAAAGACCUUACAAGUGUUCUCAAUGCGGUUUAGCCUUCAAGUCCUCAUCAAUUCUCCGGAAUCAUCAAAACAUUCACUCCAGGAAGUCCCUGUUCUCCUGCAGCACCUGUGGCAAAACCUUCACUCGCCAGGAUGUCCUCAGAAGGCAUCAAGAUGUUCAUGCAGGAAAAUGCAAAUGCUCAGAGUGUGGAAAAUGUCUGAGCUCGGUUGGUAGCUUGAAGCUGCACAUGCAGCAACACUUUGGUAAGAAAAUGUACCACUGCGCUGAGUGCGAGAGGAGUUUCCGCUCGGUGCAAUACCUGAGGAAGCACCAGAAGAUGGUGCACAUUGAUGAAAAGCCAUACGUCUGUUUUAAUACUGAAGGAAAUCUGGUUACUCACAAACUACAACAUUCAGGAGAAAUAAAGCAGGAGAUCAACUCUGAGAAAAGAGACCUCACUGAUUCUCUGAAUGUGUAAAAGAAUUAAUUUGAAGAAAUCAUCUUAAACAAACAAUACAGCAUUAGUGGAAAUAAAAUGCAAGUAUUGUGUUUGUUUUGAUAAAAGUUGUUACUACUGAGUCACAAGACCUACUCGUAUUCACAGGUGUAUGGACACAGCAGUUUGCACUUUUACAUGAUGCUUAGUGGUGGGUAAACCUGAACCUUUUGGAAAAUGUAUUGAAAAAAGGGACUCCCUGGAAUGUCUUAAUUACUAACAGUUUUGGAUGUCUGAUUAAAUUGGUCUGUUUUUAAUCUGUAA
Misgurnus anguillicaudatus (oriental weatherfish) is the source of this 2463-nucleotide messenger RNA. RefSeq lists its product as uncharacterized. Gene Ontology annotation, cellular component: nucleus. Gene Ontology annotation, biological process: regulation of transcription by RNA polymerase II. NCBI's taxonomy places the organism in Eukaryota, Metazoa, Chordata, Actinopteri, Cypriniformes, Cobitidae. Gene Ontology annotation, molecular function: RNA polymerase II cis-regulatory region sequence-specific DNA binding; DNA-binding transcription activator activity, RNA polymerase II-specific. The record is from RefSeq and is a predicted model, not a curated record.